Rhizophagus irregularis DAOM 181602=DAOM 197198 is the source of this 1344-nucleotide messenger RNA. RefSeq lists its product as uncharacterized. Gene Ontology annotation, cellular component: DNA ligase IV complex; nucleus. Gene Ontology annotation, biological process: double-strand break repair via nonhomologous end joining. Lineage: Eukaryota; Fungi; Glomeromycota; Glomeromycetes; Glomerales; Glomeraceae. Gene Ontology annotation, molecular function: DNA end binding. The record is from RefSeq and is a predicted model, not a curated record.
UUCAAUUCUUCUUUCUUAAAAACAAAUUCAUUGGUGCCGUAAAAUUUUUUUUUUCAUUUUCAAUAUGACUUUUACAAAAUUACAAAAUGAAACUUUAAGAUCAUCAACAUGGGUACCCUUAAUAGCUUAUGUUAAUGAUUCAACGGAAACUUUUCUUGUAAAAUCUAUUUUCACGGAAAAGUCUUACUUAGUAAUGUUUACUGAUUUACGUUAUGUCUGGUUCGAAGAAUUAUUUGAUGAUGAGAUAAAAAAACGUUUUCAAGAAUUAAAAGUUUCUCUUGAACAAGAACGUUUAUCAGAAUAUAUUCAAUUCUUAUCUGAAUAUUUAAUUCCUCAACGACCUGAUAUAACUCAUAAAGUUACAAAAAAUAAUGAUGAUUCGUUCUUAUUCGAAUCUAAAAGAAAUAUUGGUCCAAUGGAACUAAAUUGGAAAUUUAAUUGUGAAUUGAUCCCUACUUCACUUCCUAUAAACUCUUCAAAUUCUAAUGAACAACAACUCGAUGGUGCAUCAGUUUUAUAUACUCAUUUCAUUCUACCUCAAAUAUUGAUAACAUCUGCUUAUAAUAAACAAAUAGAAACUUUACAUAAUAUAAUAAAAUCAAAAGAGGAUGAAUUUAAUGAAACUGUACGUUUAAUGUCAUUAGUAAGAUUACAAUCGACCGGCAAAUCUAAUAAAGAUACACACACAGAUUUAACACCUUUUGAUCCCAAUACUUCAUAUGAUGAAAUUGGAAAGGUCAUCCAGAACCUUGAAGUUACAGAUUUGCAAACUUCUUUUGAUAUUUGUAAAGAUCCUACUUUAUCAAAAUUAUUCAAAACUGCGACAGAACGUGUUAUUCCACCAGUUUCAGAGAAAAAUGUAAAACUUCCAGCAACGGUAUCAUAUUCAUCAGGAGCUCCUUCAAUUACCGAAUUAGCCGAAUUAACAUCCCAGAUGCCAACAGUGAACUUACCAAGUUUAUCAGAUUCACAAUUAUCAAAAAUGUUUACCCCACAAGUAUUAUCACUUGAAGAUAAUGAUAACAAUCCUUCACAAGCUUCAACAAUUGAAUUACCAGCUAUUGAUUCAUUUCAUAGUACACAAUCUAAUGAAGAAUUAGCACGUGCUCAAGCUGAAGAUCGAAAGGCUGAAGAAGCAAAAGCUAAAGAACUUGAAAAGAGGAAACGUCUUAAAGAUUUGGCGGCAAAACAAGCUGAAAAACCUGCAAAGAAACGCAAGAAAGUUAUGUAAACCGCACAUAGAUAUAAUAAGGGAAACAAAUGUAAAAUGUAAUUUAUAAUAGUUUAUUUGUUAUUUUAUUUGUUUUUAAUUUAGGCCUACAAUGUACCGAAAUAAGAGUAAUA